GAGAAAGUUACCUGGGGCCCCGACCCAGUCCGCGCCGCGUUCCGCUCGGGGGACGGCCCACUUUGCCGCGAUCCGGGAGGACCCCGCGCCGCCCGCCCGCCCGCCCGCCCGCCUCCGAGCGCGGGCCCCAUGUGAGGGGCCCCUCCUCUGUCCCACCUUUCCGGCUAGGUGAGGGCGCGGGCGAGCCGAGCCGGAGAGAGAGUGGCGCGGGGGGAACGGGAAAAGCAGAAUUACCUGUAGCUCUUGUUCUGCCAUCUCGGGCGGGCGCGCUCUCACACACCUUCACCUGCACAGACUUGAAAGUCCAGUUUCACCGGGAGGCUGAGGCUCCGGGAAAAAGGGGAGCGAGUUCAUUGGAUCAAACAUGUCACAAGAGUCGGACAAUAAUAAACGAUUGGUGGCCUUAGUGCCCAUGCCCACUGACCCUCCAUUCAACACCCGAAGAGCUUACACGAGUGAGGAUGAAGCCUGGAAGUCAUAUUUGGAGAAUCCCCUGACGGCGGCCACCAAGGCGAUGAUGAGCAUUAAUGGCGAUGAGGACAGUGCAGCCGCCCUCGGCCUGCUGUAUGACUACUACAAGGUUCCUCGAGACAAGAGGCUGCUAUCUGUGAGCAAAGCAAGUGACAACCAAGAAGAUCAGGACAAAAGAAACUGCCUUGGCACCAGCGAAGCCCAGAGCAACUUGAGUGGAGGAGAAAACCGCGUCCAGGUCCUAAAGACUGUGCCUGUGAACCUUUCCCUAAACCAAGACCACCUGGAGAAUUCCAAGCGGGAGCAGUACAGCGCCAGCGUCCCCGAGAGCCCUGCCAUCAUCCCCGUGUCGGGAAUCACGGUGGUGAAAGCCGAGGACUUCACCCCGGUCUUCAUGGCCCCGCCCGUGCACUACCCCCGGGGGGACGGGGAGGAGCAGCGUGUGGUCAUCUUUGAACAGACUCAGUACGGGGCGCCCUCCAUGGCCAGCCACGGCACCUACCUCAAGGAUGACCAGCGCAGCACCCCGGACAGCACUUACAGCGAGAGCUUCAAGGACGGGACCUCGGAGAAAUUUCGAAGUGCUUCAGUCGGAGCUGAGGAAUACAUGUAUGACCAGACAUCAAGCAGCACGUUUCAGUAUACCCUGGAGGCCACCAAGUCUCUCCGCCAGAAGCAGGGGGAGGGCCCCAUGACCUACCUCAACAAGGGGCAGUUCUACGCCAUCACGCUCAGUGAGACUGGCGACAACAAAUGCUUCCGACACCCCAUCAGCAAAGUCAGGAGCGUGGUGAUGGUGGUCUUCAGUGAAGACAAGAACCGAGACGAGCAGCUGAAAUACUGGAAAUACUGGCACUCUCGGCAGCACACGGCGAAGCAGAGGGUCCUCGACAUCGCGGAUUACAAGGAGAGCUUUAAUACGAUCGGGAACAUUGAAGAGAUCGCCUACAAUGCGGUUUCCUUCACCUGGGACGUGAAUGAGGAGGCCAAGAUCUUCAUCACUGUGAAUUGCCUGAGUACAGAUUUCUCGUCCCAAAAAGGGGUGAAAGGACUUCCUUUGAUGAUUCAGAUUGAUACAUACAGUUAUAAUAAUCGUAGUAAUAAACCCAUUCAUAGAGCUUAUUGCCAGAUCAAGGUCUUCUGCGACAAAGGAGCAGAAAGAAAAAUCCGAGAUGAAGAGAGGAAGCAGAACAGGAAGAAGGGGAAAGGCCAGGCCUCCCAAACCCAGUGCAACAAUUCCUCUGAUGGAAAGUUGGCAGCCAUACCUUUACAAAAGAAGAGUGACAUCACCUACUUCAAAACGAUGCCUGAUCUACACUCACAGCCAGUCCUCUUCAUCCCCGAUGUUCACUUUGCAAACCUGCAGAGGACAGGACAGGUGUAUUAUAACACGGAUGAUGAGCGAGAAGGCAGCAGUGUCCUUGUUAAACGGAUGUUCAGGCCCAUGGAAGAGGACUUUGGCCCAACGCCUUCCAAGCAGAUAAAGGAAGAAGGGAUGAAGCGAGUGCUUUUGUACGUGAGGAAGGAGACGGACGACGUGUUCGAUGCCUUGAUGUUGAAAUCUCCCACCGUGAAGGGCCUGAUGGAAGCGAUAUCUGAGAAAUAUGGGCUGCCGGUAGAGAAGAUAACAAAGCUUUACAAGAAAAGCAAAAAAGGCAUCCUGGUAAACAUGGACGACAACAUUAUUGAGCACUACUCCAAUGAGGACACCUUCAUCCUCAACAUGGAGAGCAUGGUGGAAGGUUUCAAGAUCACACUCAUGGAGAUCUGAGCCUGGCCGGCUUGCCCUCGCAGGAGCCCUCGGAGCACUCCUCCCUGGGGAAGGAGGAGGCCCAGCCCUGGAACCCGCAGACCCACCUCACCUGUCUCACAACUGCUGUUACACGACCGUGCUGGGGGCGGGGCAAGGUGUGCAGCCCCACUCCUCGUCAGUGCGUCCGGCCCAUCCGCCAGCUCCUGCUCUGGAGCUGAGGCCCAAGCCCCUCAGGAAGGGACCUUGCACCUGUCAGACUUUUAUUUAUUGACCACCUUUUCCUGGAGCCCAGGACCAGGCCCGCCGGGACUCUGCAGGUCACUGCUGGCUCCAGGUGACGCCAUCAAGAGCCACCCCGCCAACCCAUUCAUCUCGAAGAGCCUGAGCAGGUCUGGUCCCACCUGUCUCACCUCUCCACUUCUCCCGAGUGGCUGGACCAAAGGAGCUGCUUCUGGGUGCAGUGGUCAGAGGUGGGGUAAGAGGUGGGGGUCCCCUGGCUGGUCAACCCUUCAGUUUGAUCGGGGGAGGUCAUCUUGCUGGAUACCUCCAGGGGUCCCCUGCACAUGGCCAUCGGGCCUUGUGCAGGAAGACGUUCAGCUGCCAUGUACUUAGAAGGUGACACGGAAGGCAUGCCGGCUAUCAUGUACAUAGUGUUUAUAAUAUUGCAAUAAUAUAUUUUGCCUGUGGUA
Messenger RNA from Pipistrellus kuhlii (Kuhl's pipistrelle), 2913 nucleotides. RefSeq names its product grainyhead like transcription factor 2 (gene GRHL2). The transcript is spliced from 16 exons. Bases 365 to 2242 code for a protein of 625 amino acids. Gene Ontology annotation, molecular function: DNA-binding transcription activator activity, RNA polymerase II-specific; RNA polymerase II cis-regulatory region sequence-specific DNA binding. The record is from RefSeq and is a predicted model, not a curated record. Gene Ontology annotation, biological process: regulation of transcription by RNA polymerase II; neural tube development; brain development. Gene Ontology annotation, cellular component: nucleus. NCBI's taxonomy places the organism in Eukaryota, Metazoa, Chordata, Mammalia, Chiroptera, Vespertilionidae.